AUGUACAAAAGUGAGAAAGUCAAAAUAAUAAAUGCUUGGCUGUCUAUGCAGCUUUUAAAUACUACGACAAGUACAACAGAGGAAGAGCAUGAAGAAUAUGGUACUUCACGCGAGGACACUGAAGAUGAUGUUAAUUCAUAUGAGGACACUAAUGAGGAUACUGAAGAUUUGGAUAGCGACGAAGAAACUGACAUUGUUACUCAUGAAAUAGGAAUUACUGAUAGUUGUAGAUUCAUGUUUGUUGGUUUGUCAUACCCUAGUAUCGUACCAGAUCACAGGUUUACUGCCAGUUCAUAUCAUGAUGUCCGUUAUAAGCCAAGCUUUGCAAGACUAUCAACAUCUAGUAAAGCCUGGGGACCACUAACAACGUCUGGUGCAUGGUUACAGAUAGACCUCGGUUCAGUGGUGUUUGUGUGUGCAGUAGCUACACAAGGUGCUGGGGCUCUUAAUGAUGAGUGGAUAGAAUCAUUCAAAAUAAAAGUGUCCUUGGAUAAUGUGAACUGGGAUUAUUACCAGGAAAAUAAUAUUAACAAGACAUUUACUGGUAACACAAAUAAAGACCAUGUUAGGACAAACAGUCUUAGUCAUCCUAUCAAGGCCAAGUUUAUACGAAUGUGUCCAUCAACAUUUAAUUCUUGGCCAUCCUUGAGAAUGGAGAUCUAUGGGAUAUCAUCUACUUGCAGUUCUCCCUUUGGACUUGAGGCACCUGGCGUCAUCCAAGACAGCCAGAUGACGUCAUCGUCUCAUAUUGACAACAACCAUACUGCAUCACAUGGUCGCCUCUAUGGAAGUAGUUCAUGGUGUAGUGGCAACUCAAAUGACACUCAGUACAUACAGAUUAACCUGGGGAAAGUGAUGACAGUGACAGGUAUAGCAACACAGGGUGACCACACCAUGGAUAACUGGGUGAAGACCUACACUAUCAGUUACAGUAUGGAUGGUAAUCUGUGGAACACCUACAAAGCUGGGGGCAACAAUGAUAAGAUGUUGCAAGGCAAUAGUGACAAGGAGAAUGUAAGGAUGCAAUGGCUGAGUCAUACACUGACAGCCAGGCAUGUUCGAGUUACGCCUCAGACAUGGAAUACUACUAUAUGUAUGAGACUAGAACUGUAUGGAUGUGACUAUGGUAAGUACAGACAUGAAAUACUGCUAUAUGUAUGA
Molecule: messenger RNA, 1161 nt
Organism: Actinia tenebrosa (Australian red waratah sea anemone)
Lineage: Eukaryota; Metazoa; Cnidaria; Anthozoa; Actiniaria; Actiniidae
Product: EGF-like repeat and discoidin I-like domain-containing protein 3
Source: RefSeq, a predicted model, not a curated record